This is a messenger RNA of Salvia miltiorrhiza (redroot sage), 2128 nucleotides long. RefSeq names its product kiwellin-1-like. Bases 486 to 1049 code for a protein of 187 amino acids. NCBI's taxonomy places the organism in Eukaryota, Viridiplantae, Streptophyta, Magnoliopsida, Lamiales, Lamiaceae. The record is from RefSeq and is a predicted model, not a curated record. The transcript has a single exon.
UGCUGAAAUGGGAUGAUGAGAUCUGUUUAUAUAAGUAUUUUUGCAAGAAAAAUGCCAAGAAACUGAUCAAUGCAUUCAACUUCAACUAAAUAAUCUGCUCAAAAUAUCUUAAGCUUAAUUUACAUUAUCAGUCAAAAAUAAAUAAAGCUUCUCAUCCACUCUCUCUCAAGCCACAGACUGAUAUUUUGGCCUAAGUAUUUCAUCAAUGGUUGAGAUUCAUUUUUCUGACUUUUUUGUUUUUAUUAUGAGUGUUUUUCAAGUCUUGAUGCAUCAUUGUAAAGUUACUGAUUCUUAAUUACUAGAAAAACUGGAUCAUCACAGACAAAUUAUCAGUUCACUGCUGUUUGAGCACUUUCUUGUCAUUUGACUCAUUUCUAGUGGCUAAACCUGUAUAUAUAUAAUCAGAUUAUUCCAUCCUAAUUUGCAUCAAAUUAUCCAGUUUUUUAUCAAUAAUUCAAAAGCAAUAUAUCAAAUAUCAAUCCAAAAUGAGGAACUUCACCCUAGGAGGAUUUCUCCUUGUGCUGAUCUUUCUUGCAGCAUAUCCCUCCGAUGCCAGGCUCCAGUCGUGCAAGCCGAGUGGCACGAUAAAGGGCACGACUCCGCCACCGGGGGAAUGCAAUCAGGAGAACGACUCCGACUGCUGCAAAGCAGGGGAGUCAUACACAACCUACAAGUGCUCUCCCCCCGUUUCUGGUAGCACGAAGGCAGUUCUGACCCUCAACAGCUUCCAGAAGGGUGGGGACGGAGGCGGCCCAUCAGAGUGCGACAACAAGUACCACUCUGACGACACGCCUGUUGUGGCGCUCUCGACUGGAUGGUACACCGGAGGAUCAAGGUGCCUCAAGAACAUUGUCAUCAGUGGCAAUGGGCAGAGUGUGACUGCCAUGGUGGUUGAUGAGUGUGACUCGACAAUGGGAUGCGAUGAUGACCACGACUACCAGCCUCCGUGUCCUAACAACAUCGUUGACGCCUCAAAAGCCGUCUGGAAAGCAUUGGGAGUGGAUGAAGGUGACUGGGGAGAGUUGGAUAUCACUUGGUCUGAUGCCUAAUGCAGUUUAUGUGUUUUAUCCAGUUUUUAUGUCAUUGUAAAAUUAUGUUGUGAGAAUCCUUGAAUCAUAUCAAGAAUGUAAAUAUAAUGCAGUUUGUUCAAACUUCUGUUCCUUGCAUAAAUUUCUUGUUCCAUUAAUGAUGCAUGAUUAAGAAGCAUCUGUGUCACGGCCUAAACAUCAAUAAACCUAUUGAUCCUAUUUGACCAUAAACUUAAAAUGACCAUCAAUUUACAGAUGAAAUAUAACAAAAGUAAACUCAAGCAUUGAUGAUGGAUUUCUUUCUGAUCUUCAAAAUUAAUUAUUAGUAUUAUUUUCUCUGAAAAGAAGGUUUUUUCUGUUUGAACAGUUAUUCAUCCAAAGCUGCUUUCAUGUCAUACAAGAAUUAUACAAAGGAAAAUCUGUGAAUCAUUGUAUAUAUUUGUUGGUUAAGCUUCUUAGCAUGAAUCCAUGGCCGAAAUCUUGUCUGAACAUAGGUUUUUUGUCUGAUUAUGCAGUCCCUUUCAUCACUAUUAGCCCAUUACAUAUAUGUCUUUCCAUUUUUAGUAGAUUAUUUCACCAUGUUAUUACUAGUUGGAGAUAAAAUCAAGGCAUGCAAAAAACAGAACAUCUCCAUCUCCAACUCAACUGUUUAAGCUUUGGAAUUCAUAAAGAAGACUGUUGUCAAUUGGCAUAAUUAAAAGAUGAAUUUUAGAAAUUAAACUCAACUAUCAAGAACCAUAUUUUAUAAAAGAAAUGUUUCUUGAUACCAAUGAUUUAAGCUAGCUUUAAACAGUUUGUCUUCAGUAAGAAAGAUAGAAUUGUUUGAUGUAAAAUGAAGAGAAAUCGUGAUGAAUGGUUAUCACUUAUCAGAAACAUUGAUGCUUUCCUGCAAGAAACUAGUGAUUUAUAUAGUUCAACAAAAGUGCAAAAUAAUGAACACCAAGACUCAAAGUAAUAUUCAUAAGAGCAUAAGAUGAUUUACAAAGUAAUACAACAUAUCCUUACAUCAUUUAAACAAGCAUUAAGCAUCAGACCAAGUGAUAUCCAAGCCGCCCCAGUCGCCUUCAGGAACCCCCAGGGCUUUCCAGACAGCCUUUGAG